Bacillus rossius redtenbacheri is the source of this 15513-nucleotide messenger RNA. RefSeq names its product protein SCAI. Gene Ontology annotation, cellular component: nucleus. The record is from RefSeq and is a predicted model, not a curated record. Gene Ontology annotation, molecular function: transcription corepressor activity. The transcript is spliced from 15 exons. Lineage: Eukaryota; Metazoa; Arthropoda; Insecta; Phasmatodea; Bacillidae. The coding region runs from base 32 to 1783 and encodes 583 amino acids. Gene Ontology annotation, biological process: DNA-templated transcription.
ACUGACUGCGCCUCACUGUCAUGCCAUAGAAAUGGUCAUCAUGGCAGGCAUGGCAGAGCACGAAAGAAAAGUAGUUAUAGAGUUUUGUCAUUUACUAGAAAAAUCAAAGCAACUUUUUAAUGGCCUUCGAGAUCUGCCUCAGUAUGGACACAAGCAGUGGCAAGCGUAUUUCGGGAGAACAUUUGAUAUCUACACAAAACUAUGGAAAUUUCAGCAACAACAUAGGCAAGUAUUAGACACAAAAUAUGGUCUGAAGAGGUGGCAAAUUGGUGAAAUAGCUUCUAAAAUUGGACAACUAUACUAUCAUUAUUACUUGCGCACAAGUGAAACCAACUAUUUGAACGAAGCGUACUCGUUCUACGCAGCCAUCAGAGGUCGAGCCUACUAUUCUCGAGCGGCCAAGGAAGACAGGUCGGACCUGAUGGUCAAGAAGCUGAGGUAUUACGCCAGGUUUAUAGUCGUGUGCCUGCUGCUCAAGAAGAUGAAGCUGGUCCGGGACUUGGUAAUGGAGCUGGACAACCAGAUCUCGGACUACACGAGCACGUACGAGCCGGACGACCAGCUGGAGUGGUCGCUGGUGCUGGAGGAGAUCAAGUCCUUCAUCAAGGCGGACGAGGUGGUCAGCGUGCUGCACGCCGACUCCAACACCAUCGUGCUCUCCCACAGACUGAGUCCCUUGACCACGCCUCCGGUGGAGAAGUCCCCGGUCAUGAACCUCACCCUGCAGGAGAUACUCAUCGUGGGCAACAGCAGCGACCAGGUGAAGUUCAGCGAGCUGACGAUGGACAUGUUCCGGAUGCUGCAGACGCUGGAGCGAGAGCCACAGGAGGACUUCAACCACAUCUACGACGCCUCCCCGGCCCCUGGCCGCAUACCGCUGGACAAGGGCUACAUGCUGCCCGGCUCCAAGCCCUCCUACCCGCUGGUGUCCGGCUGCCAGGAGAACGGGGACCGCCUGCUGAAACGAGAGAACCCCCACAAGUACCUGCUCUACAAGCCCACUCUGAGCCAGGUGCUCGUUUUCCUCGCUUCAGGGUUCAAGGAGCUGCCGCCCGCGGGAGCCUUGCUGCUCUACAUCUCCGCCGACGGCUGCUUCUUCCCCGUCAAGCACCCUGACGACCUGGGCUACGACCUGGGCGGAGUCCUCACCAGCAGCAAGAAGGAGGCGGAGCUCAUCAACAAGAAGACGGUCCAGAUGAAGGAGAUGCACUGUCUGUACCCAGGAGACCUGCAUCCGUUCACCAGGAAACCUCUGUUCAUCAUCGUGGACUCGGACAACAGCUUCGUGUUCCAGAACAUCCCGCGCUACUUUGGCCAGCCCCUCGUCGUGCUCAUGUCGCCCCAGGACGUGCCCGCGGUCUUCCAAGACCAGCAGCACAACGGGAACCUCUUCACUCUGUUCCUGCACAGCCCACUGACUGCCUUCUGCUUCAUCUGCAACAUCCUGAGCGUGCCCAUCCACCUGUGGGAGCGCUGCCAGUCCUACAUCGACCGCUUCGUGACCGAGGCCAGCCGCCUCUUCACUCGCUGCCGCAUAGACUCGGCGUACCUGCAGUUCUUCGGAGACGACUUCCUGAGGCUUCUGCUGCUGCGCUACGUCUUCUGUGACGUCGUGCUUCACCUGCACCGCGCCUUCAAGAGCCGGCUGUUCCGGCCGCAGUGCCAGCCCGCGCUGCCCGACGCAGACCUGCUGGACCACCCCGGGCUGCAGCACCUGGUGCUGGACCUGGCCGCGCACCUCGACGUGCGGGCUCACUUCGUGGACUCCAACGAGAUGGACUGAUGGCCGUCGGCGGGCGGCCCGCGCUGCCGACCCGAGUCCCGGCUCCUGCCCGUCUGCAGCUAGCACGCCCCGCGCGCCGCCCUCCCGCGGCUGGCUGUGUCGUGAGUGCGUACAACCCAGGGGGCACGCCCUUUCCAAACCACACCACACUCCCGAUCAUCCGCAAAACAGCCGAAAGUGGGAAACAAAAAAAGGAAACAUUAAUUUCAACUUAAAAAUCUAAACAUUUAUGUACAGUAAAAGUUACAAUUAACAGUAAAAAAAAAAUUUAAUGAUGCUAAAACUUUAGUAUUUAACUGAAUAAUUAACAUACAAUACAUUUUAGUAAUGUAAACAUAAAAGUGCUCAACCAUACGACUAGAAACAAAGCGCGACAAAGACAAAAAUAGCAACGCAUGCCAGCCUACUGCGUGAGUUCCGAGAAUUCCUGUGCAUUUUACUGUGUACUACACGCAAUACACUCAUCAGUAGAGUUCAAAUUUGCUCACUUGUAAUAAAGUACAGAUUUACAUAUGUGUUGUAUUUUUUCGUAGCAUGCGCGGAUAAUAGGGAGUUUACUGUGCUACGUUCUAGGGCUUCCUGCCGCCAUCCUGAGCGUGCACUUAGUCGCAAGAAGUACUCAACUCAGGUUGUUUGGUGGCUGGGCUCGGACCACAGAUGUUUAAUUUCUCUUCAUGCGUAAUGUAAACGACUUUUGUGAGCCACCGAUCGCAGGCAGCCGCUCCUGGCUACUGUUGAACGAUGACUGAUGAGAUGACACUAGACACCUGCGAGUACUCGAAAUUCGAGUUUCGAGUCAAGUUUUUUAGUAAUACUCGAACUCGAGCUCGUGGCUUUUCAACAACUCGAAAUUCGAGCGAGCUUUUCUUGUACUGUACCUUUAGAAAAAAGACUCUCAUUAUAUCGGAAUAAAAGUCUUACAACACUAUUAUACUUUACUUUAUAAUGUAACAUGAUCAACCGUAUACAUGAACACAUAAUUUUUACGUACCCGGGAUUUACGAAUUUCCGUGAUUAAUUUGUUUUACUUGUAUCAUUUUCCGCAUAGCAUUAAUGUAUCACUUUCCCGCUUUAUGCGGAAGUAUAUUCCGCAUUUUACUGUAUAAAGCAUUUAAAUUGUCCAGGGUUUCAUCAUUUACGCCAUUAAAUGUGUGAUAUAAAGUCCCGUUUGAAAUUUUUAUGAAAGUUCCUGCCUCAGUAAUGGCGCACGUAAAUAUAAAUAUGAAGAAAAAACAAAUGAACAACAACUUACGAAGAAAUGUGGAUGAUGUACCAUAACUACAGUACAAACCCAAUAGUUAUCUUCAGAUAAUUACCAUAAAAAGAACUAAAGAUUCUUUGUAGAUACCAUAACUACUACAGAAGCAUGCAACUAUAGUUGCCGUAAUAACCGAGAUGUGUAUUUACCGUGAUGGUAAUGUAUUUAUUUAGGACAUAUUAAAAUUAAAGAACAUUAUUGAAAAAAAAAAAGAUAUUAAAUCUUGAUAUGUACGGUUGGCACAUGUUGCUAAGAAAUAAUGCGAUCUGAAAGAAUGCAGUACUACUACGAAAAGUGAAAAGGGUACUCGUGGAUUUUUAGGUUAUGGCAGUCUCUUUCGUUUUUCAGUAAUAUCGGCCGAAAAUUAAUAAGCGUAUCGGAAGUCGGCAUAAAUGCAGAUUCAACUAAAUAUUGGCAAAAUCGGCUUCUUCAGUACAGAUCUACAUUUGAUGACAUGAGUAAACAUAUUUCAGACUACAGGAUAUCAGGCCUCAAAGUGCUUUAUUCACUGGAAAAAAGUGAGAAAAGUGACCUUUGUGAUAGAAAAAGUGAGAAAAAUGUGAUCUCCAGGAAAAUAAGUGACUAAAAAGGUGACCUGAAAUAUAACUGAAAUAAAUGUUACAAAAAAUUUUGAUUGUAGUAAAAUAAAAUGUUAGGUUAUAUAUGGAUCUAAUAAAAUACUGACAGUUAUUCUAUUAACUAUUUAAAAACACACAAGUUACAAAUUAUGCACCAGUAGCAAAAAAUUAAAAGAAACAAAUUAUUCACAUACCUACCUAAGAUGGUGAAAGAGAAGUCAACUGUGUAAACUGUGACUUAAAAGUGGUUUCCAUGAAAAUUCUAUCAAGAUUAACAUUUUUAUAUUGUCUUAUAAAAUGAACUAAGAAUUAUAUUAAGUAAGAAGACACCAUAGGCCUACUACAAAACUGUAUCUAGUCCAAUUUAAGAACAUUUCAACAUCAGCAAACUUAUGUCAGAACACUCCAUCAACCCAAAACAUCUAAUUUUUUGAGUAUUUUGAAAAAUAGUCAGAAAUAAUUUUAGAUUUCCUUUUCUCCACUGAGUGUUGUACAGUAUCAACCUCAAGCUUCUUCUCUGCAGCUUCUUUUCUGACUCUGUUAACACCUUCCAACAUGGCCUGGGCCAAUCCAAUUUCCUGCAUAUCUUUCUUUUCUACAGCCCUCUUUAAUCUCUUAUUUGCCUCCUCAAAAAGUGCAUCUGCAGUCUUUCUUUUUUGCUGCUCUUCACUUUGCAAACUCUUCAAUUUGUUCUCAGCACCAGCUAUUAUCUUUCUCUCAUUUUUCAGUUUUUGUAUUCUCUCUGCUUCCACUAAUUUCUUUUCAUCUGUUUCCAACUUCUUCCGAGCUGCUUCUUCUUUUAAAGCCUUCUCAUUUUGCAAGUGUGUAAGGUAGCUGCUAUGAGCUACACGAGCCAUUGCUAAUAGCUCUCUUGUAAUGGGAACCAAAUCAGGCUUGCUGUGGUACAUCUUCAUUAUUGCACUCUUGACAGUCAUUGCUGCAUUGAGUGUUCUUUCCGACAUGGAAGCUUUAUCUUGAGUUAAGAUGUGGGAGGACAAAGAAAACCCUCGCUCUAAGUCAGCAUUUCCGUGUGAAAGAGCCAAAACAGAUUUUACAACUUUAGCAACGUUUGGGUAUUUGUCAUCACCAAUACUGUUCUUCAAAACAAAAAACUGAGCCCAGUAGUCAUCUAUACUGCCACCACACACACUUUCCUUUUCACACUGGAGUAGUUUCCAUUCAUUUAACAGAAUACUUUCAUCAAUUACAAUGGGCAGACCCUUUGCUAGAGCAACAAUGUCUCGACAACUGCGGUGUAAAACCCUUUCUUCUGGCUGGAGGCAACGGCAAUUCUUCAGAAGUGGUUUCAACAUUAGGGGUGACUUUCUGAUAACAUGAGUAACAGCUUCAACAUAAUGGUUUUUCGCUCCAGCCAAAAACUCCAGCUGAAACCUUUCAUCCACCUGUAACAUAUAUCCUUUAUGAUUUGUAAAUGUAUUUCGAACCAAGAGUUAAGUGCCCACUAUAUAUACUUAUAUAUCCUAACUGCAAAAGCAAAUUCUAAAACAAAUUUACCAGUUGUUAAAAUUGUUCAUAAUUGUCUAGAAUAGGGUCUCUUGUGAAAUACUUAAAAAAAUGUCAAAUUAAAAUUUGAAAAUAGGGUGCACUCAAUAGUAACAACCUUUAUCAUUAAUAACCUAAAAUGAUUUUCAAAUUAUAAUUUUUUUCACUCCUAUCAUCAAUAACAUUUCGAAGUAAGUUAAUCACACCUCCUGCCUGCUAGUUUUGUUUUUUUAGGGAUCUACUUUUUUAAAAUAUAGAUUUUUUUUUGGGGGGGGGGGGGGGGAAGAGAUUGAUAAUAGGGGGAAAUUUUUUUCAAUUAAAAAAAAAUCUUUUACAGUAUUAUUAAAGGAGGUGAAUACUAUUUAAUUAAUAAAUUUUCUAAUUUUUUUAACAUUUUUGAAAAUGCCUCUAUUCUAGACAAUUGCAAAAUGGUUUAUUGCACUACUGCAAUGAUCUGUGCAUAAUUUAGUACAUUGUUUACACGUUGGAACCAAAGUUAAAAAUGGUAGGCUACCAUAAGAAAUAUAUUACAAAAAAAAAAUGAUUCCAGGUCUUAAAAAAAAAUUCCCCUACUGUUCCUUACAGGGGGAAAAAAAUUUCCAGGUCAAGUGGCCACCCUGAAAGUACAAUUUGAAGAUUUAAAUCUUAAACAACUAAAUCUAGAAAUUACCUUUGAAAUUUCUGUCAAAAUCUCUUUCUCAACAUGGAUUUUCUGGGCAGGAAGUAGGUUCUCUGUUUUUAGUAAAUCUUCACUUACACCAACAGUUUGUAUGAGUUCUGGUUUGCAAACCUUUCCAAGCAAAGUCUUAGCAAGAGUGUCUAGUUCAUCAUGUAUAACAUGUAUCAUUGGUUCUUCCUUCUGGAAUGCACCAGUGAAGUGUGUGAAUACUCUGGCACUGCUGCACACAAAAAGAAGUUCAGCCUUUAUAGUAGGCUUCUUUAGUAAACUCACUAUUCUCUUGUAGUUGUUGCUCUUGCCUAGGGGACAUAACUUAGGAAGUAUUUUUUGAGAGCUUCCCAUUGUUUGAUCAAUCGUGAUGCAGCUCCUUCUAAGAUAAGCCACCUUGACGGAACAUGCUUGAUGAAACUAUGUUUUGGAACAGAUAGGUCAUCUUGUAUUUGUAAGUAGUCCUCACAUCUUGAAGGCCAACCAUCAAAAAAAUCAUGGACAGCAAUUACCAAAUCAGCUACAUCUUCUCCAAGUUUAUCAAGUCCACUGAGAAAUGCAUUGUGAAGUGUGUGGAUGCUGCAUGUGCCAAUAUUAACAAGGGGUGCCUUGCGAAUAGAAACCAACUCUUCACAUAUAAUACGAGCAACUUUCUUGUUGACAUUAGGGCCAUCACUCCCUAACAUUAAUAUCUUCUGACGAGGUAACCCAGCAUUGUCUAGUGCAGAAUUAAUUUUCUCAACUAGUAUUUCGCCUGUAGCUGAUCCAAUAAAAAAGGUUUCAAGAUGGUGAGUGAUAAUCUGUAGCUUCGUGUUAGACCAGUACCUGAUAGCAAUUUGCAGUUCCUUUCUACCUGUGUGGUUUGUUGUUUUGUCGUAGCAUACUGAAUAGUAUGCACCAUCCAUGUCUUUCAAAAUAACAUUGCGAAAAUAUGGGCUUAAUGCAUCUGUUAGUAGAUACCUAAAUGUAGUGCCGCUCAGGCUGAAGUCCUCAGGCACACCCUCACCAAACAUACUUUUAAAAACGUCAGCUAUUCCUCCACAAGAUGAUGCUGAAUAAUUUGAAAUAAUACAUUUCAUUACACAUUUCAGUUCUGCACUUGUUGCACGAUCUCGUACACUGUAAAGACAUUUAACAUGGUUUUCUGAGGACACUUCACUUGAUGUGGAAGCUGAACAUGAAGGUUGAACGACCGUGAAUUUUAGCUGACUAGGAGCCAACUUAUUCCGACAUUCACUCUUUUGUCGCUCGGAAGUAGCAUGCUGAGAUAGUGCUUGAUACCCUUUGGUUGAUAUUUUGAUUGUGACACAGCAAACUGCACAAAAAACAUCAGUAUCGUUACGUUUUUUUGCCCACUCGUUAAUGAUAUAUCCAUUAUCAUCGCGCCUCUCUAGCCACUCGCUACGAAAACGACACUUCCCCAUCUUCACCACAACAUCAAAAAAUUACGAUAUUAUUUCCCGGUUACUUGUUUAUCUCAAAUAAUAGUAUAUCAUGACACAAGUAAUAUCGCUAGCCAAGGCCCGUAAGGACAAAACUAAAUUAAGACAGUAAUCAGACUAACUACAGAGCACACUGGCGCGAACAUAGGUUAUCUCCCAUCACGUGGGAAGCCUACUACUUACAUAGUUUCAGUUCCCUGCAAGAAUUUCCGAAGAUUUCCGAAGUUUUGCGUUUUGGUAUUAACGCCACUUCAGCCGCUAAAUCAGAAGUUCAAGCAUGUUGUGACUGACCUGACCUGACCUGACCCGACCCGACCCGACCCUUCCAUUUUUUUAAAUUUCAAUUUUUGAGAGAAAUCCGAAGUUGCAUGAACGUGGUAGGGAACCGAAACUACGUGAGUUGUAGGCUACCGCCAUCACGUCAGCCAAUCGAUACUGUAGGGCGAAUCGAUUAAUGGAUAGUUCGACUUCAGUUGUUGUUUACGCUUUUACGCAUGUAAAAAACGAUCUAGACACCAUCCGUGUUAUGGCAAACGGCAAAUACCUUGAUUACAGUCAAAACCACAAAUUCAAGCAUUUAAUUAAUGUCACUUUCAUUAACGGAAAUCCAAAUUUUGGGCACCAAUAUCGAAAAAAAAUUAAAUUAAGUGACUGUUUAAAAAAUAGUGACAAAAAAGUGAUUGAUGAAAAAUAAGUGACUGUAAGUGAGUUAAGUGACCAUUUUCGACCCCUGGGAUAUUGAAAAGACUAAUUUCCAUGUAGGUUUAUUGUGUGUAUGUUUUUUUUUUUGCAAGUGUAAAUUGAAUUAAGUAAAAUGCUUCUAUUUUUAUUACUUUCAAUUGAUUAAACUUUAAUGACAAGUUACAAAUAUUGACACUAAUUUUGAGGUUAAACAAUUUUACUUAAGCAUUCCAGCCACACAGGUUGCCAGCGAGAGACGCUUCUCUUCUGCUGUAAACACCAUCUCCAAUCGUAGAGCUAAUUUAACUCCUGAACGUGCAGAACAAAUUAUUUUUCUGCAUGAUAGAUUGAAGAACAGAAUUUAAUACUCUAUGACAAUCUCUCUCAGAAUUUUUGUGCCGAAAAGUGGAAAUGUUGAAACAAUGUAAAUGUACUUUUCAAACAACAUGAUUUUUUGUGCUCAGUUUGUUGAAGCUCAGUAAGGACUCCAGAAAAAUUGACAAGGAUGAAAUUAUUCCAAAGAUAUGUUACAUUUACACAAAAAUAUACUCUUGAACUGUGGUUAUUUUAGUUGGAUGAUAUCAGUUACUAAUGAACCAAUGGAAACAGGUUAGAUUCAAUGGCAAAAGUGUUUUUUUUUCCUAGCAGUGCAAAUUAUAAAUGCACUCUGUAAAUAGUUACCCAAAAUUAAUAAGCCCACUUCAUUUUAAUACUUUAUUCAAACAUUAUACCUACUAAGUUUAAGGUAAAAAUAAUUUCCCAAAAGUGUAACUGUACCACAAAAGCUCAAGCUUCGAGAACUUUCAAGUAGGCUCGCUCGAGCUUGGCUCAAAGUAAAAUUCUUAGGCUCGCAGACCUCUAAUGUAGGUCUAUCUAUUUAGUAGGCUAACAAUGAUAAUGGUUUCUUUUUUUAUUUCCAUAUUUUUCUCAAAAGUUCUCACAUUUUAUUACUCCAUCGCAGUAAAUUUAUGUGCAAUAAACUUUAAAAAAAACUCGAACUCGACUCGAUACUCGCGAGUAUUUUAGCAAACUUGCUCGAGCUCGACUCGAAGUGAAAAUCCUCUGCUCGCAGGUCCCUAGAUGACACGACUGCCUACCGCCACGCAACAUCACCAACCAGUCACAACACAGCUUCCUUGUACUUACAUCUAGGCAUUUCUGCAAAAAAAAAUAAACAUACAAAAAACAAAACCUAUUCUGAUUGGCUGGCGCAAAAACAUGAUUGUUUACCUAGCAAACUACAUGACGUACAUGAAGGAACAAAUGGGAAGUAUGAAAAGUGCUUUCUGGUAAAUUAGACAACUAAUACUGAAGUGAAAGGUUGGUUGGAUGACGUUAGCUACAAAAGUUAAACAUUAAAGGUUUGGUAUGAUUUCUAAAUUUUUUUUAAAAAAAAAUAAGCAACUAACUUUACCUAACCAACCUUAAACUUCAGAUAUGCAGCAAAACUUCAUAUAUUUCACAAAAAAAAAUGUGCAUUUUUAAAAUUCUAUAUUUGCAGAACAGAUUAAAUGAGUUCAUAUUUAUGUAAUUCACAAGUUUUUGUUAUGACAACCAGGUAAGCUCUUAUUUACUUCAUCAAUAUUACAAACACAUUUCUGCUAAUUUCCUCAGAAAUCCAGAACCAUUAUCUACAUUGGUUAAUUUACUUUCUGAGUCAAAUCAUCUAUUUUGUCAUAGAUACAUAAAGUAAGUAUGCAGCCACUGUGACGCAUGGUGGUAGAUCGAUUUUAAAUAAAGCAAAAGCAUACUUUAGAAAUGUUCCAAAAUUUGAAAGGAAAAAUAACUUGACACAAAUUUUAUUAGAAUGGGCAAUGAACAUAAAUUUAAUUACGUUGCAAUUUAUGAAGUUUUUUAAAACUUUCAUGUAUUUUAUGUAGGCCUGUGUGAAUUUUCAAAUACGUUUUCUAAUUUUUAUUAUUGGUAUUUUAUUUAACUUCAAGUAUUAACACUUCGAAAUAAGGAAUACAAGUGGUUACGAGUAGUGGUGCACCGAUAUGUCUUUACCGAUUACCGAUUUGAUUACCGACUAUGAGAGCAAUAAUCGGCAGAUACCGAUUCAGUUACCGAUUAUAAUGAAGAAAUUUUUUUAAGUGUAAUAAUGCACACAAAAAUGUUUAUUCACAUGUGAAUUUAAUAACAAGAUUAGGUAAAAUCGAGAAUACAGUGAUAAUAACAGUACAAAAAUAUAUAAAAUACACUAUUAAGUCAUUGCAAAGUGUAAAUUAAAUUAACUUCUAUUUAUAUUUGUUAUUGUAAACAACUUGAACUACAGUCUAAUAAUUGUAAUUUACAAUGGGUAAGUUUUUGUUGCGGAAAACUAGCAUUAUUAUUGACUAUCACAUAAGGUUGCGUCAAGAAAUUACCGUUUAAUAAUGUAAACAUGCUGCUUUAUUUUGUUCACUUUAAUUUAUAGAAAAAUGUUUCCACACUUCACAUUUUUUCUCACUACUCGCCAUCUCACUAUAUUUAUAUAAAAAUGACUAAAAACCAAUUCUAGCACAUGUGAUUUUAUUUAUGUUGACUGAAUAUAUAAAAUUAUAAAUACUUUUUCACUUUUCACGUCAUACAAAUAACAAACGGAUAAUGUUACCAAAGACGCCCAUAACGAGUUUGUAAAACGCAGUGAUAAAAACUAGAAGGUAUCGGGACCGCGAUUUUGAACCGCUACUACGACUCGAAAAGAUUGAUUGUCAUAGAAUCCACUGCAACUGCUUGUGGUAUUUCGAUUGCGUGCCAUCUAUUUUACGUCUCUGGCUAUAGGUAAUGUACAAGGCCACUAAACAAAAGACGAAACGUAAAUAAACGUGUAGGAAAAAUGUUUUUUUUAUUGUUCGAGGCAAUGAGAUUUAUUAAACUUAACGAAAUAUCUGUAAUUAUGAUAUGACGGAGUUAGAUGAAUUUUGUAAUAUAUACAAAUAUUACUGUAUUUCAUGCUAAAAUGUGUAACAAAAUAUUACACGGUAAAAACCUACUUAAUUACGCCGGGACGUAAAUAAUCGGCAAAGUAAUCGUUAAGAUAAUCUCCGAUUACGAUUAAUCGGUAAGUACCCAUAAUCGCCGAUUACGAUUGAUCGGUAUCCGCAUCGGUGCACCACUAGUUACGAGUAUUGGACAUAGCCUACCUGGGAGUUUGUCAUAUACGGAUGUUCACUGUUGAAGUUGUAAUUUUUGUAAUGUAAAAACCCAGUUUAUAUAUUUUAUUGGGACAGCAUUGUAACAAUCAUGAACAAUGCUCUGCGGUUUAAACAAGUAGCAAAAAUUCAAAUUUGUUUUACUACUGUUGAGCAUAUAGUAGCUGAAAUACCUUAUGGCCCAUUUAAAACACGGACAUUUUAACAUUUUUAACUUCAAAACUAACUAUUAUUUGUAUUUAUUUCAUCUCGCAUACCAGUAGUGGGGGAAAAUAAAUAAACAUCAACAACCAUAGACUACGACAUAAAUUACGGACACUUCUUUGCGGUGGUCAUUAAAGAAAGUGAAGGCCAUCGUUGCAAUGGUGUAUAAAUUAAUAUUCACUAUCAAACUACCACCAUGUAACUUAGUAGCAGUUUACUUGAAGUAUAUGUCUAUAACAAAACAGACAUAGAGACUCAAAAACCAAAUAAACAAACCUGAAUACGAUUCCAGAUUUUUCUGAGCAAAAAUACAGCUUACCUGGCUGCUGUCAAAAACGUAAACACGGGAACAAAAAUGUUUUAGAUAUGUAAAUAGGAGUUCUUUUAAUAACUAUUUAACAAAUACAGUAUUUUAAAAAAAUUCACGGUUUUCGUGAAAUGGAAUGGACUUAAAAGUAUGUAUUUUGCGGUUUGCUAAAAUUUUCUGGAAUAAUAUGUAGAGUAGCUUGACCUGAGAAAUAAAGUGAAUAAAAAUGGAAGUGAAAGGUAUGUUAGUUUAGGUUAGCUAAAUAGAAACUUUUUUUUCUAAGAAUAUAAAUAUUUUAACAAACAUUUUACAUAGAUACACCCUCUUUUAUCGCAUAAUCGUCGCACCCAUAUUUUAGGGCGUCAAAAUUGGGAUAAAAAAACUUCUCGCGUGAACGUUGCAUGUUCUUUUUGGUCCCGCUAUUAGAUGCCAAGCGCUUUGUGUAGGUAUCUUUUCCGUAUAAAACGAUGUAUUUUAAAGUAUAAAUCUAAUAUUUAUUUGGACAUUACAACUUACUUAUUUAUUUAACAGAAAUACGAAGUUGUCUGACGUGUAAAUUUUCUUUUAAAGACUUUUAAAACGUUAUAACCUUCAUCUGUUCGUCUGCAUCGCCGCGGUUUACCGCUUACAAAAAUGUAGCCAGCGCUCGUUGAAAUCUUUAAUGUUUGGUUAUGUUGCUUCCUGUAUAGAGCGCGCACACGUAGUUGAAUAUCGUUAUCUCGCCGAUGCAUGCAACGCGCACUCUCUAUCAUGUGCCGAGUUUACUACAUUUGAUAGCCUGCACUCUUUCCUGGUAAGUGUAUACUAUGACGGUAGUUACGCGUUAGUUCACGUCACAGAUUGAAGUCGCUUGCGUUCGUGUCACAGAUUUAGUUUUUCUAUUUAAAGUUAAAGAAAGGUUUUUGUUUAAUGAAUUAUUAAUAUAAAUUGUUAGGCAUGCUCUUUUAUACUCCACCAUUUUUAAAUAAACGUACUUUCCAUGAACGGGUUUUGUUUUUAUGAAUAAGUUUAUCUAAAAAAAAUUUUUUUUCCUUUUCCGCAUAAUCAUGGCACCCCUACUUUUCAAACUUAAUUUUAGAAUAAAAUGUGCGACGAUUAUGCGAGAAAACAUAGUAAUUUUUAUAUCUGUUUUAACCCAACAAACCUCACUUCAGUAUCAUUUGUUUAUUUUUCCAGAAACUUUUUCAGUACAUAUUUAUCUUUUUUUUGCUUUAUGUAUUUGUUAAGUGAUUGAAAAAUAAUUUUUAGGGUGGAUCAUGUACAUUCCACUAUUUGUGUCCAAAAACACGAGAAAUAUUUGCCAUUUUCACAUGAAAGGCCAGCAGUAUGCUAUAGAUUUGUGACAGCAAAAACCUUUGAAAAGAAAAUACACCAAUCCCUCACUUAGCACAACUAAUUUUUCGUGUUAUCCGAAAUUGUGUAUUCUGAAGCAUUGGUCUUCAUAAAUAGCAAGACUAAUUUACUUAAUGUGUUCCAAAAUGUGUAGGGAAAUAUGCUUUACGUAAUAUAAAUGUGUAUAAUAACACUCAAUGAUAAAUAUGUCACACCAUUUAUCUUUAUAAGCCCACCAUCGAAUACUUUGUAUGACAAAUACGACACUGUAUAGCGGGAGAUACGGGUAGUUAUCGUCAGUCGACUGAUUGACUUGCCCGCCCGGGCGUGACCUUCAACUCACGUCGUGUACCUUUCCACAAACUUUCCAUAUUAUCCUUUACUGGCAGUGAAACCAAUAUUACUGUCCAGAUAUUUAUAUUUUAAUUUUUCAAAAACCAUAGUGCUUAUUCGUGUAUCACCGCGUGAUUCACAUCAAUCCUGUCAGGCCCUUGAUUUUUUUUUUUUUUUGCACCAUUCAUUUAACAACCUUUUCCAUGUGAAUCAUCUGUUCAUUUCUGUUACGGUAUCAAAUGUCAAAUAUAUUCCCGCUAGUAUAACCAACAGCAUCAUACUUUUAUAAAAGUUUGUUAGACUCCUUAUUUUGUACGAUUGUGUGCACAGUUGACUUGCUUAAAACUAAAGUGCGACCAACAUAAGUGUGGCCUCACCAUAAUAUUUCAUACAUUUCUAUAUAAAGCCAAAAUAAUAAUAUUAAACCUAUAUGCUGAUAACAAUGUUUUGCUUAUUCAUCUUACUUAUUAUUACCAUUGAUGAACUAUUUUCAAAAUCUACCAUAAUAUUAUCUGUUCUUGUAUGCUUCUUUGUGCAUAAUUUUUUUUACCCUUAAUAUUACCAUAAUCCAUUUUAUUACUUAACACCUUAAAAACCUUAUGAAACUACUUGAGCAUGACUCAGCUGAAAAAUAAUCAAACCUGGACUCAUUUUGUAGAUACAAAUACUGAACUCUGCUCUAUACCUGAAAAUUUACAGACACGUUUUUUUAUUAGCCCAUGAUAAAUGCAUUACAGUGAAGUUCAAUAUAGACUCUUGUUAAUAAACAAGUGUGUCUUCUGUUUCAGUUAUUAUUAUUUAUCAGUUAUUCAAGAUGAUAUAUUAAAUAAAGAGUUUUUAAAUACUUUCUUGUACAUACCUAUAUAAACAAGAAAUAGAGCACCUUCAAUAUAUAUUCUUUAUAUUUGAAAUGAACAUAAUUUUUAUUGGUUUCAACUAACUUCUUAUUACAAUGUGGUCAGUUACUGAAAAGCUACAUUUUUAUUUAGAAAGAAUUAUUUAAAGGUUUGUUGCUGUGGUGUCACAUUGGUUUUUUUACCAUGUAUGGUGAAGUAUGCAGUUUGUGUCAAACUAAACUAGUUCAAACGUAAAGUAAGUUUGUUAGAGCAGUAAUAACACUGUAUUUCGUCACACUCGGUCAAUCCCUUUUAAUUAAAUUUCAGAAUUGGGGUUGUAGGCCAUGUGAGUACAUACCAGUAUCUUGUCAUGCUACGAAGUCUGUAAAUGAUAAAUAUGUUAUGAUCGGAAGUUCUUUGAAACAGAAGUUUGGAAAUGUUGUGCCCUCUGGUGAAUGAGAGUUCUGUUGUAAUGUGAAUCAUGAACCAUCUUGCACCUUUGGUUCAGUGACUGCUGUCACACGAUGCUUUGUAAAACUUUUCAUAAUUGAAUGUGUAAAUAUAUUGUCAUUAUUAUUUCUAUAUUAUUAAUCACUGAGGAUUCUGUUGUUGCAGCUUUGAAAGAAAAACACUUCUCAGUAAAUUCUAAAUGGGAGUAAAGGAAUGCGGUAUAGGCAGCGUUGUUGAGUGACAUUCCAUGCACAGUAGCGAAGAAGCAAUUGUGAUAAGCUUGUAUUGUGUUACAAGGUAGGUAAUGGCAUGGGUGAAAAAUUACCUGAUAUUUCAAGUGAAUUGAUCCUUUUUAUAGCUUUAAAUAUGGUAAUAUAAAACAGUUGUUGUAGAAAAAAAACUUUAAAACCAUUGCGUGCAGCAGUGAAUGUUUGAAAUGGUCGACCAGACGACUUGAGUGCUUGCUGCCGUACACGGGUGUGUGUAUCGUGCGGUCGACCCGGGCCAGAGAGUACGAGUGGUUGCUUGUUCUCCCAGGUUUUCUUCGUCCUUUCCUGUUUAGACAUUUUUGCUAGCUACUUGCCCGUGCAAGAUUCCAGCAGAAUGAUGAUGUAGAAAUUCCAAUUAAAACCACUGCCAAUUAAAAGGAGGCUACAAUUAUGAAAUUAGAUUAUGCAAAGUCUCCAAAUUUCUGUUUGCAGUAAAGGUAUGUGUGAGGGGCAUAGUGGCUGCUGUGGUACUAGCUAAGCUGAACCUCUAUACAAAUCAAGGCAUUACUUAAGUCCAUGAGGAAUGAUUUGUGUAGUAUGUAUUUUCUGAUAAAGUAAUGAUAGGAUGGAGAAGUCAAUCUUCAGAACUUGUUGCAUAAUUUUGCAGUGUUUUAUUUGUGCUGUGAAGAUUUUUUUCUGAAAAGUAUGAUAUUAUAUCCUUAGUUCCUAUUGUUUCAUUUUGUAUCUCAAAUACUGUUUCUUCAAUUUUGAGCAUAAAAAAAUUAUAACUUUUGAA